AUGUUUGAGAUUCUUUCCCUCAUUUCGCUAAUAUCUAGCAACCAAAAUAGAGAUUUUUACGACAUUUUGAAAGUCAAACAUGACGCCACAGAAUCCCAAAUUAAAAGAUCUUAUCAAAAACUUUCUCAAAUGUAUCAUCCAGAUAAAAAUAAGACAGCGGAAGCCGCCAAAAUUUUCACUGAUGUAAACGAUGCUUACCAAACUCUAUAUAAUUCAAAUAAGAGAAGGAUUUAUGAUUUAUAUGGAGAACCAGGUGUUCAUCUCUACGAAUCUCCAUUACAAGAGAACGAUCCAAUGGCUGCGUUAACAAAACAAAAUUUACAAGAUUCUCAGCAAGCUAAAAUUCAUCACAAAGGAAAAAAUUUAAAGUUAACAUAUGCAGUCCCUCUCGAAGAUUUCUACACUGGCAGACCUUUGGAACUUAAUAUGACUAGAAGUAAUAUGUGCAGAUGUCCAGAAGCUGGUUAUUAUUGCUUAAAAUGCCGUGGUAAAUCUACAAUUCGUGAAACAAAAAUUAUCAAGGGAUUUAUCGAACGUGGUUUUGAAGAAGGUAAAGUUAUUCUUUACAAAGGUUAUGGUGAUGUCAGCGAAAAUAAUGGACCUGGAGAUCUUGAAGUUUCAAUCAUUUCGAAGUCUCAUCCGAUUUACAAAAGAGAAGGCAGCAAUUUACACGCAACUGUGGAUAUUACAUUACGCGAAUCUCUCCUUGGUUUUAAGAGAAAUAUUGAUGGAAUCGACGGAAAUCCAUUAUCUAUUGAAACAAGCGCUCCAUUUUCUAAACCACUAGUUAUCAAAGGCCGUGGUCUACCAAAAUAUUUAUAUCCUGGUGCGUUUGGCGACGUAAUAGUUCAUGCAAACAUCAAAUAUCCAAAAGAUUUGUCUCCUGAUGUCAAAUCCAAAGUGGUUUCCUUGAUAUCAAUGUAA
This is a messenger RNA of Trichomonas vaginalis G3, 924 nucleotides long. RefSeq names its product protein folding. Bases 1 to 924 code for a protein of 307 amino acids. Gene Ontology annotation, molecular function: Hsp70 protein binding. Gene Ontology annotation, cellular component: cytoplasm. The transcript has a single exon. NCBI's taxonomy places the organism in Eukaryota, Parabasalia, Trichomonadida, Trichomonadidae. Gene Ontology annotation, biological process: protein refolding. The record is from RefSeq and is a predicted model, not a curated record.